Molecule: messenger RNA, 2952 nt
Organism: Acanthosepion pharaonis
Lineage: Eukaryota; Metazoa; Mollusca; Cephalopoda; Sepiida; Sepiidae
Source: the annotation of a GenBank genome assembly
AUGUUGCACCAGUUCAUUCAAUCGACCGAUUCAGCCGUUAAUUUCAAUGUCCAAACACAGACAAACGCGUGCAGUUUACCACUCUCUCUCUCUCUCCUUUUUCGCUCUCUCUCCUUCUUCCUCGCUCCCUCCCAUUUCUGUCUCAUCGCAUACGUAUCUGCAUCGACACAUGUAUGCAUUAACGCUGUAGGAUUUAAAUCUAUCUAUCUAUCUAUCUAUCUAUCUAUGUCUUUCAUUCAUUCAUCCAUUCAUUAUUCUUUCUUUCUUUCUUUCUUUUUUAUAAUCUAUCUAUCUAUCUAUCUAUCUAUCUAUCUAUCUAGCUCAUCAUUCAUUCAUUCAUUCGUUCUUUCUUUUUUUUUCUUUCUUUCCUUCUUUCUUUCUUAUAAUCUAUCUAUCUAUCUAUCUAUCUAUCUAUCUAUCUAUCUAUCUAUCUAUCUAUUCAUUGUUUCUUUCUUUCUUAUAAUAAUCUAUCUAUCUAUCUAUCUAUCUAUCUAUCAUUCAUCUACUAAUUCAUUCAUUCAUUCAUUCUUUCUUUCUUUCUUUCUUUCUUUCUUUCUUUCAUAUCUAUCUAUCUAUCUAUCUAUCUAUCUAUCUAUCUAUCUAUCAUCCAUUCAUCCAUUCAUUCAUUCUUUCUUUCUUUCUUAUAAUCUAUCUAUCUAUCUAUCUAUCUAUCUAUCUAUCUAUCUAUCUAUCUAUCUAUCUAUCUAUCUAUCUAUCCAUUCAUUGUUUCUUUCUUAUAAUCUAUCUAUCUCUCAUUCAUUCAUUCUUCCUUUCUUUCUUUCUUUCUUUCUUUCUUAUAAUCUAUCUAUCUAUCUAUCUAUCUAUCUAUCUAUCUAUCUAAACCAAUCUAUCUAUCUAUCUAUCUAUCUAUCUAUCUAUCUAUCUAUCUAUCUAUCUGAGUAUAUUUCUAUAUUCUCACUAUCUCAUUAUGUUCAUAUCUAUCUAUCUAUCUAUCUAUCUAUCUAUCUAUCUAUCUAUCUAUCUAUCUAUCUCAUUCAUAUCUAUCUAUCUAUCUAUCUAUCUCAGUAUAUAUUCCUAUAUUCUUUUCGUAUCUAUCUAUCGAUCUAUCUAGGUAGCUUGCUUUGUAUGUAUCUCAUUUUUUCAUAUCUAUCUAUCUAUCUAUCUAUCUAUCUAUCUAUCUAUCUAUCUAUCUACACACACUCGCAUAAAAUUACAACGCCAUCUAUCUAUCUAUCUAUCUAUCUAUCUAUCUAUCUAUCUAUCUAUCUUUCUUUAACCAUUUCUAUGUUACAACAAUAUCUAUCUAUCUAUCUAUCUAUCUAUCUAUCUAUCUAUUCCGUUAAACAUCUAUCUAUCUAUCUAUCUAUCUAUCUAUCUAUCUAUCUAUCUAUCUAUCUAUCUCAUACCUAUGAACAGCGAACUGGAGUCUCACGUAGUGAUAUCGAGAAAAGAAGAGCAGGAGGAGAAAAGGAAGAAGGAGGAGAAAAGAAGAGCAGGAGGAGAAAAGGAAGAAGGAGGAGAAAAGGAAGAAGGAGGAGAAAAGAAGAGCAGGAGGAGAAAAGGAAGAAGGAGGAGAAAAGAAGAGCAGGAGGAGAAAAGGAAGAAGGAGGAGAAAAAGAAGAGCAGGAGGAGAAAAGGAAGAAGGAGGAGAAAAGGAAGAAGGAGGAGAAAAGAAGAGCAGGAGGAGAAAAGGAAGAAGGAGGAGAAAAGGAAGAAGGAGGAGAAAAGAAGAGCAGGAGGAGAAAAGGAAGAUGGAGGAGAAAAGGAAGAAGAAGGAGAAAAGGAAGAAGGAGGAGAAAAGGAAGAAGGAGGAGAAAAGAAGAGCAGGAGGAGAAAAGGAAGAAGGAGGAGAAAAGGAAGAAGGAGGAGAAAAGAAGAGCAGGGGGAGAAAAGGAAGAAGGAGGAGAAAAGGAAGAAGGAGGAGAAAAGGAAGAAGGAGGAGAAAAGGAAGAGCAGGAGGAGAAAAGGAAGGAGGAGGAGAAAAAACGAAGAAGGAGGAGAAAAGAAGAGCAGGAGAAGAAAAGGAAGAAGGAGGAGAAAAGGAAGAAGGAGGAGAAACGGAAGAAGGAGGAGAAGAAAGAGGAGGAGAAGCUUUGUCAUAUCUAUCUAUCUAUCUAUCUAUCUAUCUAUCUAUCUAUCUAUCUAUCUAUCUAUGAAGAAUCACCAUCCAUCUUUUUUUUUUAUUUUAAUUUUGCUGCCUUUCUUUUUUCUUUCUUUAUCGACUCCCCCUUCUGUUUCGCUUCUUCUCUUUCUAUUUCUCUUUACCUCUUCAUCUUUUUUUCUUCUCACACCGCGCUGACAUUCAUUCUUUCUCCUCCCCUUUCUCUACUUACUUUAAUGACUUUAUUUGCCUCUUCCAUUUUCUUCUCACUUUAUCUUCUCAUCAUUUUCUAUCAUUCUGUUUGUAUUUUAUUCGGUAUUAUUUACUCUCUCUCUCGAUCUGACGCAAACUCUAUCUAUCUAUCUAUCUAUCUAUCUAUCUAUCUAUCUAUCUAUCUAUCUAUCUAUCUCACUCUCUUUAUCUAUCUAUCUAUCUAUCUAUCUAUCUAUCUAUCUAUCUAUCUAUCUAUCUAUCUAUCUAUCUCUGCCAGACUAUUCAAUUAUAUCUAUCUCCUCUUGUCAUAUCUAUCUAUCUAUCUAUCUAUCUAUCUAUCUAUCUAUCUAUCUAUCUAUGCCAGACUAUUCAAUAAUAUCUAUCUCCUCUUGUCAUAUCUAUCUAUCUAUCUAUCUAUCUAUCUAUCUAUCUAUCUAUCUAUGCCAGACUAUUCAAUAAUAUCUAUCUCCGUCUGUUCGUAUCUAUCUUUGCCAAUCUGUUCAUAUCCAACUAGUCUUGUCAUAUCUAUCUAUCUAUCUAUCUAUCUAUCUAUCUAUCUAUCUAUUCAAUUAUAUCUAUCUCCGUCUGUUCGUAUCUAUCUAUGCCAAUCUGUUCAUAUCCAACUAGUCUUAUCUAUCUAUCUAUCUAUCUAUCUAUCUAUCUAUCUAGCUAGCUAG